Messenger RNA from Phaethon lepturus (White-tailed tropicbird), 1747 nucleotides. RefSeq names its product sortilin-related VPS10 domain containing receptor 2 (gene SORCS2). Lineage: Eukaryota; Metazoa; Chordata; Aves; Phaethontiformes; Phaethontidae. The transcript has 13 exons. The record is from RefSeq and is a predicted model, not a curated record. The annotation marks the transcript as partial.
GUUCAGCAUAGAUGAAGGCCAGACUUGGAGUACACAUAAUUUUACCAGCACUUCAGUCUUUGUAGAUGGAUUACUUAGUGAACCUGGAGAUGAGACACUGGUCAUGACUGUCUUUGGACAUAUUAGCUACCGUUCAGACUGGGAACUGGUGAAGGUGGAUUUCAGACCAUCCUUCCCUCGGGAGUGCACUGAUGAUGACUAUGAAUCUUGGGAGCUCACAAAUCUACAGGGUGAUCGUUGCAUCAUGGGCCAGCAGAGGAGCUUUCGGAAGAGGAAGAUUUCAUCGUGGUGCAUUAAAGGGAGAAGUUUCACAUCAGCUCUCACAUCCAAAGUUUGUGAAUGUGUGAACUCUGAUUUCUUAUGUGAUUAUGGGUUUGAGCGCUCUGCAUCUCUGAAGUCAGAGGCUAGCAAAUGCUUUGCUGACUUUUGGUUUAACCCAGAAGCACCUCCUGAAGACUGCAUGCUGGGGCAGGCAUACACCAGCAGCACUGGGUACAGGAAAGUUGUUUCUAAUGUGUGUGAAGGUGGCAUAGACCUGCAGCAGAACUUAGCACAGCAUAUGUGUCCAUUGAUUGCUCCCAAGGGACUUCAGAUCAGCAUCAGAGAAGAAAGCCUGGCUGUUAAGCCUGGGGAAGACAUCACAUUCAUCGUCAGGCAAGAGCAGGGUGAUAUAUUGAAUACUAAAUACCAGGUGGAUCUUGGAGAUGGCUUUAAGGCAAUAUAUGUGAACCUUACGAUGACUGGAGAACCCAUCCGUCACCGCUAUGAGAAUCCUGGCAUUUACCGUGUCUCCGUGAAGGCUGAGAAUGUGGCUGGCCAUGAUGAGGCUGUGAUGUUCAUCCAAGUCAACUCUCCACUGCAGGCUUUAAAUUUAGAAGUGGUUCCAGUUGUUGGGAGGAACCAGGAGGCGAAUCUGACAGCCAUCAUACUGCCUAAGAACCCCAAUUUGACAGUCUUCUACUGGUGGAUAGGAAACAAUCUUCAGCCACUACUUACAUUGGACAAUUUUCUGGUGACAAAGUUUGCAGAGACAGGUGACAUCAGAGUUACAGUGCAGGCUUCCUGUGGGAGCUCCAUGCUUCAGGACUCAAAAGUCGUCCAUGUUUUUGAUCAUUUUCAUGUUCUUCCUCUGAAGUUUACUAAGCACCUGGACAUGUACAAUCCUGACAUACCGGAGUGGAGGGAGGACAUAGGGCGGGUAGUAACACGACUUCUUGCAAAGGAAACCAAUAUACCCGAAGAAACACUCAUGACAGUUGUGAAACCUGGUUUGCCCACAACUGCUGACUUGCAUGUGCUGCUACCAGCAAACCAACCGAAAAGAAAGAGAAGUGUAACUAGUGAUAAGGUAACCAGAGCAAUGGCAUUUUACAACUUUCUGAGACAAGGUCACAGUAUCCAAAGAGCUGGAGAAGUAGGGAAGAUGAAGCUCUUCAUACUAACACAAAACCGUAGAUUGUGUUUGGAAUUGAUGGGGUACACUUUGGAAGGUCCAAAGAAGUACAGUGUGAAUGCACAAAAUUUUCUGCUUUGUGGCAACCCCAAACCCUUACUGGUCUCGCUCUGUAAUCACAGUGGGAAUUCCUGGGAGUCUGAAAUCCUGGAUGGACCAGGUCAGACCAGUGGUGGCAGGGCAUUAUGUGUAUGGAAAUACCAAAUAUGGUACAACUUACAUUUGGUUGGAGCAGGAACAAAGGGAGUCAAGAGCAAUUACAGUGACCUAUGGUAUCCAGUGCUAAAACAUCAG